AGGCGCCGGAGGGCGUGUGCGUGUCGGGCCCGGCUGACCACGGUCCCUCCACCUGCGCCCUAGCAGGGCUCUUCUCGCCGCCCCUCGCCGCCUCUCCUCUCCCCUCCUUUCCGGCUCUUGUCCCCACACCCUAGAAGAGCCCGGGAAGGGGUGGAGAGAACCCUCCAGCGUGACGCCUCCAGUGCCCCCGGCUCCUCCCGAGUCUGCCCGCCCCGAGGGGCGUGGGGAGGAGGCGGGGCUGCGGACUUCGGACUCCAGCCCACACACCGCCUCCUGCCUGGAGUCCCAGCCCGCAGCCUGGUCGGUAGCUGAGGGAGCCAUGUCGGCGUUGCUGGGGCUUAGGCCCGAGAUGCAGGACACCUGCACCUCGCUGGGACUGAUGUUGUCGGUGGUGCUGUUCAUGGGGCUGGCCCGCGUGAUCGCCCGGCAGCAGCUGCACAGGCCCAUGGCCCACGCCUUCGUCUUGGAGUUCCUAGCCACCUUCCAGCUCUGCUGCUGCACCCACGAGCUGCAGUUGCUGAGCGAGCAGGACCCCGUGCGCCCCACCUGGACGCUGACGCUAAUCUACUUCUUCUCGUUGGUGCAUGGCCUGACUCUGCUGGGCACCUCCAGCAACCCGUGCGGCGUGAUAAUGCAGAUGAUGCUGGGGGACAUGUCCCCCGAGAUGGGUGCGAUGAGGCUAUUGGCUCAGCUGGUUAGUGCUCUAUGCAGCAGGUACUGCGUAGGCGCCCUGUGGAGCUUGAAUCUGACCAAGUAUCACGUCCGUGAAAGGAGCUUCGCUUGCAAGAAUCCCAUCCAAGUGGACUUGCCCAAAGCAGUCAUCACAGAAGCCAUCUGCUCCUUUAUCUUCCACAGCGCUUUGCUGCACUUCCAGGAGGUCCGAACCAAGCUUCGUAUCCACCUGCUGGCUGCACUCAUCACCUUUUUGGUCUAUGCAGGAGGAAGUCUAACAGGAGCUGUAUUUAAUCCAGCAUUGGCACUUUCACUACAUUUCAUGUGUUUUGAUGAAGCAUUCUCUCAAUUUUUUAUAGUAUAUUGGCUGGCUCCCUCUUCAGGUGUAUUGUUGAUGAUUUUGAUGUUCAGCUUUUUCCUUCCAUGGCUGCAUAACAAUCAUACAAUUAAUAAAAAGGAAUAAUUCCAAAAGACUCAGACUAGGUUACAUGAUAGUCAAGAUGGAUGUGAUAAAGAUUUUAUCACCUCAUAUUCAAAACGCUGCACUGGAUUAUAAUGUUAACUUCCUUUGAGGAAGCUGCCUUAUAGUUUUCAUCACUGAGACUUAAAAAAAAAAAUACUGUGAAAAUGACGUAUCCUGUAUUUCUCAGUUAAGACUUGUUCUUUUUUUUUUCCAGUUUUUUAAAAUUACAAUGUAUUAGGUACUUGCUUUGUGCCAGUCAUAUAUAUAUAUUUGUAAUUUUUUCUCAACUUUCAAAACAAUAGAAUCAUUUGGGAAGCUUUUAAAAUAUACCAGCCUGGGACCAAUGAAAACCAAAUCUCUAGGGGCAGACUUGUUCUUUUGAGUGAUAUGUUAAAUGCUGCUAGAGAAGACUCAUUAAACAUAAAUCUCAAGUGAUAAUUGUUAACUUUCAUGAAAAACAAAUGAGUACAAGAGAAGGGAAGGGAAGGUGAUGGGAGAACCAAAGAACUUGUGUAUCAAGUGUCACCUGAAUGAACAGCAUUUUUAACUAGAGUACAACCAGUCAAGCUUACAGAACUCUGCAGAGGAUACUUUUCAGGCACUAUACACAAUACCACCAGCAGUGUCAUCUUUCAAUAGGAAAGUUGCUUUUGGAAGUAGAUUAUAUAUCCACUCAUAGUGAAGGGGUUUCCUAAAUUUUAAAUAUUUUAUCAUCAUUAUCUAAAAUAUUUUCUCUAAACAGACAAGCUCAGGCUAGCUUCAGGCAAGUUAUCUAUUAUAGACUAUUAAAACAAAGCACCCACAGUCAAUAUUUAGGCUUUUCACAUUCUCAUUUGAUUCUAACAGCUACCUUGCAAAGAAGGUAGCGCAUGUAUUUUUAAUCUCUAUUUUACAGAUAAAGAAACUAAGUCUAGAGGGGAUUGCUGCCCUGCUUUAGGUCACAAAGAGCUAAAUACCAUCUUUAAAUUUUUACGUCAGUCCAAAAACUCUUCUUGGUUAUGACUAUUACUAAAGGGAAUUGAAGGUUCUGAAGAAACAUUAAAUACUUUAUAAUAAAAUUUGUUUAGGAAUCAACUAGUAUUUUCUGAGGUUUAAAGAACCUUCAUAUUGGCUCAGCACCCGUAGCAUUGUGGUUAAGGCGCCAGCCACAUGCACCAAGGUUGGUGGGUUCGAGCCCAGCCCAAGCCAACCAAACAACAACAACUGCAACAAGAAAAUAGCUGGGUUUUGUGGCGGGCUCCUGUAGUCCCAGCUACCUGGGAGGCUGACACAAGAGAAUCACUUAAGCCCAAGAGUUGGAGGUUGCUGUGAGCUGUGACGCCACAGCACUCUUCUGAGGGUGACAUAGUGAGAUUCUGUCUCAUAAAAAAAAAAAAAAGAACCUUCACAUUUUACUCUAUUAGAAGCUUUCUUUUAUUGUGUAAGGUUCUAAUUUUUACUAACAGUUCAGGCAAAAGGCCCAGCAUAAUCCUAGCACUCUGGAAGGCUGAGGCGAGUGGAUUUCUUGAGCUUUUGAAUUCGAGAUCACCCUGAGCAAGACCCUGUCUCUAAUAAAAAUAAAAAAAACUGAGGCAAGAGGAUUGCUUAAGCCCAAGAUUAGGAGGUUGCUGUAAGCUAGCUAUGACACCAAGGCACUUUACCCAGGAUGACAGCUUGAGACUCUGUCUCAAAAAAAAAAAAAAAAAAAAAAGAGUUCAGGCAAUAAAGCUCAGGCUCUGUAGUCCCAGCACUUUGAGUGGCUCAAGUGAGAUGAUUAGUUGAGGCCAAAGGUUCAAGACAGCCUAGGUAACACAGUAAGACCUCAUUUCAAAAAAAAAAAGAAAUAUUAACUGACUAUCAUAUUUUGUGCCUAUAGACCCAGGUACCGGAGAAGCUGAGGCAGGAAGAUCACAUAAGCCCAGGAGUUUGAGGCUGCAGUGAGCCAUGAUGAUUGUACCACUACAUUCCACCCUAAUCAAACCCAUUUCUUUCUUUCUUUUUUUUUGAGACAGAGUCUCACUAUAUUGCCAUGGGGAGAGUGCUGUGACAUCACAGCUCACAGCAACCUCCAACUCUUGGGCUUAAGCCAUUCUCUUGGCUUAGCCUCCCAAGUAGCUGGGACUACAGGUGCCCGCCACAACACCCGGCUAUUUUUUUAUUGCAGUUAUCAUUGUUGUCCAGUUGGCCCAGGCUGAGUUCGAACCCACCAGCCUCGAUGCAUAUGUCCAGUGCCAUAACCACUGUGCUACCGUCACCAAGCCCCAGCCCAAGCCUAUUUCUUUAAAAAAAAAAAAGUUCAGGUCAUAAAAGCUUAAGUGUGUUUCUCUUCAAAAGAAAUUCCAUUAUCAUGGUUACAAUUCACUGUAAAAAAAUAUGGGGUGAGAUAUAUCUCUCUCAGUAAUAAUCAGUUAACAAGCAAAUGAUAAGGUGCCAGGUAAUUUAAGUGCUGCCUGGUGAUCAGCUUGUAGAUAGUCCCUCUACUUACACCUACAGACCGAGCAGUGCAGCUUGUUGCCAAUUCUUCCAAGAAGGCAGCAGUUUGAUGAUCUUGGACUUUCUCUAACCUAAAAUGCCUACAUGCCACAGUAUUUUCUAUUUUAUUUUACUGUUUAUUUAUUUAUUUUUGGAGACAGAGUCUCGCUUUGUCACCCUGGGUAGACUGCUGUGGCAUCAUAGCUCACAGCAAACUCACUCUUUGGCUCAAGCAAUUCUCUUGCCUCAGCCUCCUAAGUAGCAGAGACCCACCACAACGUACAACUAUUUUUAGAGAUUAGCCCCGUCUCAAACUUGUGAGCUCAGGCAAUUCAUCUGCCUCGGCCUCCCAGAGUGCUGGGAAUACAGGCGCAAACCACUGCACCUAGCAUACUGGUUGGAAUUUUAAAAAGCAGAGUUCAGGGUGGCGCCUGUGACUCAAAGGAGUAGGGCGCCAGCCCCAUAUACUGGAGGUGGUGGGUUCAAACCCAGCCCUGGCCAAAAAACCCUGUAAAAAUAAAUAAAUAAAUAAAAAUAAAAAGCAGAGUUCAUAAAAGUAAUGGUUGUUGCCUUUUAAUCAGUCCCAUCUUUCACAUAUGAAGGUGAGUUUCACUUACUAUUUCGUGGCUGUUCUUCUUAACAGAAACAUUUUUACCCACAUCUCUAGCAUGAGGGCUUCUGUGGUUUAAAGAAAAUGAGUAUUUGUGAAAACACUGAGGCCUCUGAACUUCACCUGUCACACUUUUAAGUUUCUGACUUCUGAUAACACUGCUUCCCGUGUAGCCCUCUCAAGUGGUAGCUGUCUUCUCUCGCACAUCUUUUUUUUAAGAUUUAGGGUGUAAAAAAAAAAAAAAAGAUUUAAGGCUGCAGUAGACAGACGACUGUAGAUUUAAAUAUUUGGCAAGCCAGCAUCUAUGCAUCCUUUCUAUCUGGGGUAAUCUUUCUGUGAGAAUCUGCACAGAGGCAGUGCCCUUUUGCCAAAAAAAUCUACUCUGGCAACUAAGGCACACAAUGCCAACCGGAACUUUGAAUCUUAAGUGCGGUGACUUAAACACAUAGGGACAAUUAAGAAAUUUCUCCAAGGAUGGUCGCAGUGGCUCAUGGCUGUGAUCCCAGCACUUUGGGAGACUGAGGCAGUCUGAGCAAGAGUGAGACCCCAUCUCUACUAAAAAUUGAAAAACUAUGCAGGUGUAGUGGUGGGCACCUACAGUCUCAGCUACUUAGGAGGCUGAGGCAGGAGGACCAGUUGAAUCCAGGAGUUUAAGGUUACUAUAAGCUAAAAUGAUGCCACAGCACUCUACCUAGGGCAACUAUCUCAAAAGAAAUCAGUCUAAUACCAGAGGGGAAUCAAACAUCUUAUGUAAAUCAUUACUCAUUCCUGAUCUUGUGAUAAGCCUGGUUUAUUUCAACUUUUCUGUCCACUUUACAAGCCACUAAAGGUUUUUUGUUUUUGUUUUUUUUGUCUCAUUUUGUUGCCCUCAGUAGAGUGCCGUGGUGUCACAGUUCACAACAACCUCAAACUCUUGGUCUUAAGCAAUUCUCUGGCCUCAGCCUCCAAAGUAGCUGGGACUACAGGCGCCCACCGCAAUGCCUGGCUAUUUUUAGAGGCGAGGUCUCACUCUGUCUCAGGCUGGUCUUGAACUCAGGAGCUGAGGCAGUCUACCCACCUUGGCCUCCCAGAGUGCUGGGAAUGGCUUACAUAUUUGGAGGGGGAAAUGUGUAUGCCUUUAAGUUUCUCUAUAUCAAGAACAAAACAGCCAGGUGAGGUGGCUCACACCUAUAAUUUUUCUACUAAAAAUAGAAAAACUAGCUGUGGGUCAUGGCGGGUGCGUGUAGUCCCAGCUACUCAGGAGGCUGAGACAAGAGGAUUGCCACACCAAACAAUUCCAACAACCCUAAAAUUAAGCUCAAACACAAUCAAUAUUGGCUGGCUGAUCAUUAUAAAUUUUUUUCUGGAAUUUUUUUUUUUUCAGUUUGGCCGGGGCUAGGGCUUGAACCCGCCACCCUCGGCAUAUGGGGCCAGCGCCCUACGUGAAUUUCUGUUUUUAAGAGUCUGAUCUGAGGCACCGCCCAUAGCUCAGGGAUUAGGGUGCCAGCCACAUACAUUGAGGCUGGCGGGUUCAAACCCAGUCCAGCCCAGCUAAAAAAUCUUUUAAAAAAAAGGCUCGACACCUGUGGCUCAAGUGACUAAGGCACCAUCCACAUACACCUGAGCUGGUGGGUUCGAAUCCAGCCCAGGCCCGCCAAACAACAAUGACAGCUGCAACUAAAAAAAAUAGCCAGACACUGUGGUGGGUGCCUGUAGUCCCAGCUAUUUGGGAGGCCGAGGCAAAAGAAUCGAUUAAGCCCAGGAGUUGGAGGUUGCUGUGAGCUGUGAUGCAAAGGCACUCUUCUCAGGGCGACAGCUUGACGCUCUAUCUCAAAAAAAAAAGUCUGACCUGAUCUUUCUUCUCAGCUUCUCCUAUUUUCUCAAAGCUAUGAAUACAACUGUCUUGUAUUAUAGAUUGUUACAGUUGAAUCUUUGAAAGUGAUUUUAUCUAAUCUCAUUUGACAGAUGAGGAAAUAGGCUCUUAGAUGUUAAUUGUCUUGUCUGCCAACCCAGAACUGGAUGCUUGGUCUCCUACCUCUUUGUUUAUUGCAUUAUCCACAAAACCAGGCUGACCACAGCAAUACCAAUAGGAAACAAAGUGCACUGUGAAUCCCCUUGACAGUUUGUUAUCAGAGCACUUUACACUUCACUGAAAGUCACAAUUACAAAUUUGUUCCUUUCAAAAGGAAGGAAAAUGGAAUUUUUAAUAUUAGCCUAUAAGAAUAUUUAGCAUUGG
This is a messenger RNA of Nycticebus coucang (slow loris), 6411 nucleotides long. It is a transcript of the gene AQP11, whose product is annotated as aquaporin 11. Gene Ontology annotation, cellular component: cytoplasm; membrane. The coding region runs from base 320 to 1135 and encodes 271 amino acids. The transcript has 3 exons. Gene Ontology annotation, biological process: transmembrane transport. Gene Ontology annotation, molecular function: channel activity. NCBI's taxonomy places the organism in Eukaryota, Metazoa, Chordata, Mammalia, Primates, Lorisidae. The record is from RefSeq and is a predicted model, not a curated record.